Engraulis encrasicolus (European anchovy) is the source of this 6432-nucleotide messenger RNA. Its product is annotated as dihydropyridine-sensitive L-type skeletal muscle calcium channel subunit alpha-1-like. The coding region runs from base 557 to 6016 and encodes 1819 amino acids. Gene Ontology annotation, cellular component: voltage-gated calcium channel complex; membrane. NCBI's taxonomy places the organism in Eukaryota, Metazoa, Chordata, Actinopteri, Clupeiformes, Engraulidae. The transcript is spliced from 45 exons. Gene Ontology annotation, molecular function: high voltage-gated calcium channel activity; calcium ion binding. Gene Ontology annotation, biological process: calcium ion import across plasma membrane. The record is from RefSeq and is a predicted model, not a curated record.
UAUUUUUUACUGUGGGGGAAAGCACCACAGGGCCAAGACGGGGGAGACAGCCAGGGAGCUUUUGCUUUGCCCCAGAAAGAGCAGGGCAGCGGAAGGUAGUGGCUGGAAGUGGUGGGGACGGGUCUGUGUAGUAGCAGCAGUAGUAGUAAUGGUAGUAGUGGUUGCGGUGUUGUGGUAACUAAGCAAACAGGCAAGCAGUGGCAAAGGAACUGGCGAUCGAUAAACUACGUAAGGAAGGAGCGUCGUUUGAAACAUGGUCACGGAGUAGGUGGAACAUAUGUAACUGAGGACAUACAGUGACAGUAACAGAAGAAGGACUCUACAGCUCAAGUGUGGUGGUGUUUCGGAGAGGUCAUUUGGAUUUGAGAAACUUGGAUAACACCUCAAGAGAGAGAUUUUUUGAUCCUAUUUUUUGUGGAAAAUUCCACAUUGUUUGUGGGGUGUGGAAAACCUCUUUUUUGUGGUGGAAUCAAGUAACCCCUUGCAUUGCAUUGCUGUCUACUACGGAGUGUGGAUCGGGAGGGAGUGUGAGCGAGAAGAUUGAGGAGUGGACAAAAUGGAGGGCGGUGGCGGUGGCGGAGGAGCGUCCUCGGGCGUGAUGAACGAGGAGGAGCUGAAGAGGAAGCAGAAGGAGAAGCUGAAGAAGAUGCAGGCCACGGGGGGCAACCCUCGGCCCGCACGCACACUCUUCUUCUUCGGCCUCAAGAACCCUGUACGCAAGGCUGCCAUCAGCGUCGUGGAGUGGAAACCUUUCGAGAUGAUCAUCCUACUGACUAUCCUGGCUAACUGCAUCUCACUGGCCAUCUUCCUACCUCUGCCCUUAGACGACACCAACAACUCAAACAGCACCUUGAAUACGCUGGAGUACAUUUUCCUGGUGAUCUUCACAGUGGAGUGCUUCCUAAAGAUAGUGGCGUACGGCUUGAUAUUACAUGACGGCGCGUACUUACGAAACCCAUGGAAUUGCCUAGACUUCGUCAUUGUCUUCAUGGGUCUCUUCACUUUCAUCGUGGACACCAUCAACCUGCUGAGUGGGAUUCAUGUGGAGAAGGGAGGCGGCUUCGACAUGAAAGCUCUCAGAGCCUUCAGGGUCCUACGGCCGCUACGACUCAUCACCGGUGUCCCCAGUCUGCAUGUGGUGAUGAACUCCAUCAUCCUCUCCAUGCUGCCCCUGUUCCACGUGGCCCUGCUGGUCUUCCUGGUGGUGACCAUCUACGCUCUCAUGGGCCUGGAGCUCUUCAAGUGCAAGAUGCACAAGACCUGCUACUACACAGGAACAGAUAUCUAUGCGACUCCGGAGGGGGCGAUGCCUGCCCCCUGUGCCCAGGCAGGUCACGGGCGUCGCUGCCUCAUCAACGGGACAGAGUGCCGAGGAGACUGGCCGGGACCCAACUACGGCAUCACACACUUCGACAACUUUGGCUUCGCCAUGCUCACCGUCUUCCAGUGCAUCACCACCGAGAGCUGGACCAAUGUGCUCUACUGGGUCAAUGAUGCUAUUGGCAAGAGCUGGGCCUGGAUCUAUUUCGUCAGUCUCAUUCUUCUGGGCUCUUUCUUCAUGCUUAACCUCACCCUUGGAGUCCUCAGUGGUGAGUUCUCUAAGGAGCGUGAGAAGUCAAGGUCCAGGGGCGAGUUCCAGAAGCUCAGAGAGAGGCAGCAGAUGGACGAGGACCUGAAGGGUUACAUGGAGUGGAUAACGCACGGAGAAUUCGUUGAGGGGCAAGCUCUGCUUCCUUUGAAAGAGGAUGGCUCCGAAACCGACAGCCUGUUUGAGAUGGAAGGAUUGAAUCGUAUACUCUACUACUAUCGCCUGGCUCGCCGCUGGAAUCGGGUGUUGCGUUGCAAGUGUAAGAUGGUGGUGAAGAAGAGGAUGUUCAACUGGCUGGUGAUCCUCAUCGUCUUCCUCAACACUCUGGCCAUUGCAACGGAGCACCACCACCAGUCUGACACACUCACACUCACACAAGACGUGGCCAACAGGAUCUUCCUGGCGCUGUUCACCAUCGAGAUGAUCAUGAAGAUGUAUGCGUUCGGGGUGAUGCCGUACUUCAUGUCCGUCCUGAACCGCGUGGACUUCUUCGUGGUGGUGGUGGGCCUGCUGGAGGUCAUCCUCAUCGCCGCGGGGGACAUGACCCCACUCGGCGUCUCGGUCUUGAGGUGUAUGCGACUGUUGCGGCUGCUUAAAAUCACCAAGAACUGGUCGUCGUUGAGUAACCUGAUUGCCUCGCUGCUGAACUCGGUGCGCUCCAUAGCCUGCCUCCUCCUCCUGCUCUUCAUCUUCAUCGUCAUCUUCUCGCUCAUCGGCAUGCAGGUGUUCGGAGGCAAGUUCAACUUCCCCGACGGAGUGCUGAGACGCAGCAACUUCAACAACUUCCCGCAGGCACUCAUCAGCGUCUUCCAGGUCCUGACAGGUGAGGACUGGGAUGCUAUUAUGUACGACGGCAUCAUGUCUCAUGGAGGACCCACUUUCCCCGGCAUCCUCGUGAGCAUCUACUUUGUCAUCCUCUUCAUCUGUGGAAACUUCAUCCUUCUGAACGUCUUCCUGGCCAUUGCUGUUGACAACCUGACAGAGGCAGAGAGCCUGACAGCAGCCCAGGACGAGAAGGAAAUUGAGAAGGAGCUUAAGAAAAAGUUAAGAGCUGGUUGGAGUGAGGAGGAGAAGGCCAGGAAGCUGGCUGAGCAGAGGGCCAAACUUCAGGAAGGAAUGGCCACCACAGCUAAGAUGAAAAUCGAUGAAUUCGAGUCAAAUGUGAAUGAAGUGAAGGAUCCCUUCCCCACUGCAGACUUCCCAGGUGAUGAUGAGGAGGACCAGCCGGAGAUCCCGGACAGCGCGCGGCCCAGACCCAUGGCCGACCUGCAGCUCAAGGAGGAGGCCGUGCCCCUGCCCCCCGCCAGCUCCUUCUUCAUCUUCUCACCCGAGAACAAGUUCCGUAAGUUCUGCUUCUUGGUCAUCAACCACACCAAGUUCACCAACAUGAUCCUGCUCUUCAUCCUGCUCAGCAGUAUCUCCCUGGCCGCUGAGGACCCCAUCGACCCAAAGUCCUUCACCAAUGAGGUCCUGGCCUAUGCUGACAUUGUCUUCACCACUGUGUUUACCAUUGAGAUCAUGCUCAAGAUGACCGUAUAUGGUGCCUUCCUCCAUGAGGGUUCCUUCUGCAGAAACGCCUUCAACAUCCUCGAUCUCAUUGUCGUCAUCGUCUCUCUCCUGUCCUUUGGAUUGGAGUCCAGUGCCAUCUCCGUCGUGAAGAUUCUCAGGGUGUUGAGGAUUCUAAGACCCCUCAGGGCUCUGAACAGAGCCAAAGGCUUGAAGCAUGUGAUCCAGUGUGUCUUCGUUGCUGUCAAGAGCAUUGGCAACAUCAUUCUGGUGGUGUUGAUACUUGACUUUAUAUUUGCCUGCAUUGGUGUGCAGCUUUUCAAGGGUAAAUUCUACUCCUGUACAGACCCUACCAAACUCACAGAGGAAACGUGUCAGGGAAACUUCAUCAAGCACUUAACGAAUGCUAUACCUGACACUGAAGUCCGACCGCGGGAGUGGGUCAACCAUGACUUCAGUUUCGACAACAUAUUCAGCGCCAUGCUCACCCUCUUUACUGUGUCCACGCUGGAGGGCUGGCCUGAGUUGCUGUAUAAAGCCAUCGACUCGGACAAGGAAGACAUGGGCCCCGUCUUCAACAACCGUGUGGACAUCUCCAUCUUCUUCAUCAUCUACAUCAUCCUCAUCGCAUUCUUCAUGAUGAACAUCUUCGUGGGAUUCGUCAUCGUCACCUUCCGAGCACAGGGCAAUGACGAGUAUCAGGAUUGUGAGCUGGACAAAAACCAGCGACAGUGUAUCCAGUACGCACUGAAGGCCCGGCCUCUGAAAUGCUACAUUCCCAAGAACCCGCGGCAGUACCAAGUGUGGUACCUGGUCACGUCCUGCUACUUCGAGUACCUCAUGUUCUUCCUCAUCAUAUUAAACACACUCUGUCUGGGCAUACAGCAUUGUAACCAGUCAGACCAAGUCACCAAGCUGGCUGACACCCUCAACAUCAUCUUCACGAUCCUCUUCACCAUGGAGAUGGUUGUCAAGCAGAUUGCCUUUAAAUUAAAGGGCUAUUUCGGAGACCCGUGGAAUGUCUUUGACUUCCUCAUCGUGAUCGGCAGUAUAGUUGAUGUGGUUCUGAGUGAAGUCGACAGUGCCCUUGCCUCCAGUGGUGGCCUGUAUUGUCUUCACGGUUGUGCAGACAUCAACCCAAUGCAAGUCAUUGCCGACGCAGAGAAUGCUCGCGUUACCAUCACGUUCUUCAGGUUGUUCCGUAUCAUGCGUCUGAUUAAGCUGCUCCAUCGCUCAGAGGGGAUACGGAACUUGCUGUGGACGUUCAUCAAAUCGUCACAGAUUUUCCCCAACGUGGCCCUCCUCAUCAUCAUGCUGUUCUUCAUCUACUCUGUAGUGGGGAUGCAGAUAUUUGGCAAGAUAGCGUUAGUGGACGGCUUAGAGAUAAACCGGAACAACCACUUCCAGACAUUCCCCAGUGCCGUCCUGCUACUAUUCCGGUGUGCGACAGGCGAGGGCUGGCACAGGAUCAUGCUGGCGUCCUCCUACGGGAAGCUGUGCGACCCCAAAGCGGACGUGCACCCUGGCGAGGAGUACAUGUGCGGCUCCAACUUCGCCCUCUUCUACUUCCUCAGCUUCUACAUGCUGUGCGCCUUCCUGGUCAUCAAUCUGUUUGUGGCUGUCAUCUUGGACAACUUUGACUACCUGACACGUGAUUGGUCAAUCCUGGGCCCACACCACCUGGACGAGUUUAAGAAGAUCUGGGCAGAGUAUGAUCCGGAAGCCACGGGGCGAAUCAAACACUUAGAUGUUGUGACGCUACUGCGGCGAAUCCAACCACCGCUUGGCUUCGGUAAAUUCUGUCCUCACCGAGCUGCGUGUAGGCGCUUGAUAGGCAUGAACAUGCCCAUGAACAGUGAUGGCACGGUGACCUUCAAUGCGACCUUGUUUGCCCUUGUCAGAACGGCCCUCCAUAUUAAAACAGAAGGUAACUUUGAACAAGCCAAUGAGGAGCUGAGGCAGAUCAUCAAGAAGAUCUGGAAGCGCACCAGCAUGAAACUACUGGACCAGGUCAUCCCACCCAUGGGAGAUGACGAGGUGACAGUAGGAAAGUUCUACGCCACCUUCCUGCUGCAGGAGCACUUCCGCAAGUUCAUGAGGCGUCAAGAGGAGUUAUAUGGCUACCGUCCCACCAAGAAGAACGCAGCGGAAAUACAGGCUGGUCUGCGCAGUAUUGAAGUUGAGGAGGACACUGGUGGAGACCUGCACAGGACCAUCUCAGGGGACCUGAUCGCCGAGGACGAUAUGGAGAGGGCUGCAGAGGGGGGAGAGGAAGGCAUCUACAGGAGAACGGGAGGUCUGUUUGGCACUGGCAUGGACCAGAUGUCGGAGGAGCCCAGCAGUGCCCAGGGGGCUAACGUCCAGCGCAUGAGGCCGCUCUCCUUCACCGAGUCCCGGCCAGAGGACGCCGAGUCCCCGCCCGCCUCCGCCUUUAACACCAUCGAGUUCUUCCCCUCCAACACCAACAACAACGCUGCCAACUUUGCCAGAGGACUUGUGUAUGAGAACGAACUACCGUUUGAUGAGGAAAUAAGUGGACAAGAGCACUACGAGAGAGACGAAUCAUUAACAAGAGCCAGCCUGCUGAGGCGCCUGUCGGAGAUUCGGACAGACGUCACACAGUUUCCUGUUACGCUCUCCAAUGAUGAGUACCCCUGCCCUGCUACGGACCAGCUGAUCCAACAGCAUCUGAAGGAGAGUGGCCUGGUGACGCUGGCGAGAGACCCGGCGUACAUUGCCAUGGCAAGGAACGAGAUGUCGGAGGCCGUCCAGAUGGACAUGCCCGAGAUGGAGGGCGCCGCCCAGGUCAUCAUCAAGGCCCCCCCAGUCGCCCCUGCCCGCCCCUCCCGACGCAAGCGCCGCCCCAUCCCCGUGCCCCCCUCCUCCUCCACGGACACAGGAGAGGCCACCACCCAGGUCUAAGGCCAGCAGAAAAACACACAUGUGACCACCUUUGGCAUGUGGCCUAUGAUGACGUGACGUGACGUUACUUACAGUACAGUGACAGGACGCCAUCAUGUGACUCAACAUGAUGCUGUGAUGACAUCAUGACACCGUGUGAUCAUGUGCUACAUCUCCUACACUUGAUGUCAAUGUCAUGUCAUUUUACUUUUUACUUGAGACUUAUUGUGCAGGUAACAUCCAGUGCAUUAUUUAAGUUUUACUUGGUGCUGCAUGCACUUAGAAAAAAAAUCACACCAGUUACGGCUAGGCCAGACUUACUGAAUGACUUAUGGUAGUCAUUGUUAAGCCAGAAUCAAUCUAUCCAAGCACACUUUUAGUAAUAACCUCUGAGUAACUAAUCAUUCAACAUGAAAUAAAGCGAUUUUAACAGGACA